AUGAGUUUCUUUGCCCAAUUUACCAAUCUACCCGCCAUCGCCACCGGAAAGGCCCUUCUUCUGCUUGACUUCCAGAAUGACUUUGUACGGCCGAAUGGCGCGUUGCCCGUCUCCAACACCGCCGAUUUCCUCGAUCUCUUGCCUCAGCUCGCGACCGCCUUCCGGCGCAAUGGCGAGGUCGUCUGGGUGCGUUCUCACUACCAAGAAAGACAGCCCUUGAUCAGCCCGACAGAUGCGCAGGACCUCAUCGUGCUCGGUCGCAUGGACCGAGAGACCAGAACCCAGACUCUCGACGGAGAUGCAUUCGAUCCCUCUGAUCCCUCCGCUACCGAUCGUGCCGGACCCGUUGACGAAGAAGCAUUCCUCUCCGCUGACUCUCCGCGAUGCUGUAUCCCCCAAUCGACUGGCGUGCAAUUUCCGGCUCCAAUCCUAGCUGCGAUCGACAAUGAGUCCGAUAUGUUGGUGGACAAGUUUGAAUACUCCGCUCUGCAGGAUCAAGGCCUGAUUCUUUACUUCCGCACGAGGUUUAUCACCCAAUUAUACCUCUGUGGGUCGCUGUCCAACACCUCUGUUUACGCCACAGCUCUGGAUGCCGUGCGACAUGGUUUCACGGUCACACUCAUCGAAGACUGUCUCGGGUUUCGCAGUUUUACGCGCCAUGAGGAAGCCAUGCGCCGUAUGGCCGACAUCUUCGGGGCCAAUGGCAUCACCACUCAGGAGCUAUUUCAAGAGUUGGACUGGGAGGAGACGGAAGAGAUCGCACGCAAAGGAAGCCCGCGCCCCUUGCAGUCACCGACUCCCGCUGGUAUUGAGGGUGUUUUGGAUGAACUAGAGGUAAGGCCGAGCGCCUCCCCCACGACGAAGGAGGAGAGCCCAGAAUCGGGCUCAAGCGGAGGCCGACGCCGCAGGAUUGAUGAUAUUCUUGCGGAGUUCACUGAUAACGAGGACGGAGACUUGAAAGAGCUAGCUUCCUUGGCUCGUUCGCGUGUUCGAUAUGGGGAGUCAGCCCGUGGAGCGACACCCGGUGGGUCGGGGGAGAAGAAGGUUCGUGCUCGGGUACGACGUUCAAAACGACCGGAUGCAAAGACAGAGUCUUCGUCUCGGCCCGACAAGCGACGCAGCGGCAAGUCCAAGAAAACCGAUAUAUACCGACCGGGCGACGUGAUUGGUGAGGGAGAUUCCCGCAUUAUCUAUGAUCUCGACCUGCCAUCCGAGGCUUUCGAGAAAAUCCGCGAGGAAGUGUCAUGGCAGAAGAUGUAUCAUCUGUCGGGCCAGGUGCCGCGUUUAGUGGCGGUGCAAGGCAAGGCAUCAGAUGACGGAUCAAUCCCUAUCUAUCGCCAUCCGGCCGAUGAGUCGCCGCCGCUACAACCCUUCACGGCUACAGUAAAUAAGGUCCGCGCGAUUGUAGAGCGCAUUCUCGGGCACCCGUUGAACCAUGUGCUCAUUCAACUCUACCGGGACGGGCAAGACCGGAUUUCUGAGCAUUCCGAUAAAACCCUUGACAUCGUUCGAGGUUCCUCGAUCUGCAACGUCAGUCUCGGCGCCCAGCGAGUCAUGGUUCUCCGCACCAAGAGUGCCGCAGAGGGUGGAGAAUCGGGCCGACAGACACAACGUAUCCCCAUGCCCCACGAAUCGCUGUUCAUCCUUGGAGAGAAGACAAACCGGCGGUGGCUUCACGGUAUCCGACCGGACAAGCGACCGGAGACGGAGAAGUCGACGGAGGAGCGUGCGUACGAGGGGCAGCGCAUCUCCCUAACCUUCCGUCACAUUGGCACAUUCCUCAACCCAGCUGGCGACACAAUUUGGGGCCAGGGUGCAGUGUCAAAGUCGCAAGAGCAAGCACAGCCAGUAAUCCAUGGAGGUGCGACCGAGACGGAGCGCAUCAUCUGGGCGUUUGGGCAAGAGAACCACGCGACAGACUUUGAUUGGGAGGAGGUGUAUGGAAGCGGGUUCGACGUGGUCAAUUUUGUCACGGCGGGUACAACCAAGCUCAUCCUCGGGCCGGAUGCCGUGGCCAACCUGCGGGUGCGGCUGUGCCUGAGUGAGAACGGCAUUCGCUAUGAAACCGAUUCAGUGCCUGCACGCGCCUCAGAAAACGACAUACGGCCGCUUUAUAUUGCCGCUGACGGAGCCCAAAUAGCUGGUGACGUCACCAUAUUGACCCACCUUGCGCAGCACGCCGCAGAGCUCGUGCGACCAGAGCUCGAGGCCCUACGCGGGGGAAGUCAUCUCGCGGCCAUCGACAAGCUGCUGGCCCAAUGGCGCGACUCACAACACCAGGGAACUGACGAUUACGAUUUGUCGCAGUGGGAACAGGCCCUGACCGGGCAGACCUACCUGAGCGGUGCAGGGUUUGGAAUCGAUGACUGCGCGCUAUGGCCCGUUCUGAGAGAAAUUGCGCAGUCGACAGCACUGCUCUCAGACAAGCGCUACCCGAACCUGAGCCAGUAUUAUCAGCGGGUGGGAAAACGCGGGCUGGUCAAGGCGGCGUUGGAGGAGAUGGAGUAA
Aspergillus niger is the source of this 2508-nucleotide messenger RNA. RefSeq lists its product as uncharacterized. The record is from RefSeq and is a predicted model, not a curated record. The transcript has a single exon. Gene Ontology annotation, molecular function: dioxygenase activity. Gene Ontology annotation, biological process: DNA alkylation repair; DNA repair. Bases 1 to 2508 code for a protein of 835 amino acids. NCBI's taxonomy places the organism in Eukaryota, Fungi, Ascomycota, Eurotiomycetes, Eurotiales, Aspergillaceae. Gene Ontology annotation, cellular component: nucleus.